This is a messenger RNA of Phytophthora nicotianae INRA-310, 708 nucleotides long. RefSeq lists its product as hypothetical. NCBI's taxonomy places the organism in Eukaryota, Oomycota, Peronosporomycetes, Peronosporales, Peronosporaceae. Gene Ontology annotation, biological process: DNA-templated DNA replication; DNA repair. The record is from RefSeq and is a predicted model, not a curated record. The transcript has a single exon. Gene Ontology annotation, cellular component: DNA replication factor C complex; nucleus. Gene Ontology annotation, molecular function: DNA binding; DNA clamp loader activity. The coding region runs from base 1 to 708 and encodes 235 amino acids.
AUGUUCGCGCAGCAGAAGGUGACACUUCCCCCUGGACGCCACAAGAUCGUCAUAUUGGACGAGGCCGACUCAAUGACAGCUGCAGCCCAGCAGGCUCUACGACGUACUAUGGAGAUCUUCUCGGCAACGACGCGAUUCGCAUUGGCCUGCAACAACUCCACCAAGAUCAUUGAGCCCAUUCAGAGUCGCUGCGCCAUCCUGCGUUUCACUAGACUGCCGGACGAGAUGCUGCUACGUCGUCUACUGACUGUCUGCCAACAGGAGAACGUCGGAUACAAGGAGGAAGGACUGGCUGCACUCAUCUUCACAGCGGAGGGAGACAUGCGCAAUGCGCUCAACAACCUUCAGGCCACAGCGAGUGGCUUCGGCUUUGUUAGCGACGAGAACGUGUUCAAGGUCUGUGAUCAGCCCCAUCCCGCUGUGGUGAGGGAGAUCCUGAAUCACUGUGCCAAGGGAGAACUAGAUGGAGCGGAGAAACAAGCGGUCGAGCUCUGGAAGAGUGGAUACUCGUCGCUGGAUAUCAUCGGAACGAUCUUCAGAGUGUGCAAGGCGCUGCCGAUGGAGGACGAGAAGCUCAAGCUGGAGUUCAUCAAGCUCAUUGGAGCCACGCACAUGUGCAUUGCUGACGGAGUGUCCACUCUACUACAGAUCCAUGGACUAGUGGCACGACUGUGCUCUGUCGCGCUGGCUGCCAAGCCGGAAGCUUGA